Messenger RNA from Phytophthora nicotianae INRA-310, 708 nucleotides. RefSeq lists its product as hypothetical. The coding region runs from base 1 to 708 and encodes 235 amino acids. The transcript is spliced from 2 exons. The record is from RefSeq and is a predicted model, not a curated record. NCBI's taxonomy places the organism in Eukaryota, Oomycota, Peronosporomycetes, Peronosporales, Peronosporaceae. Gene Ontology annotation, molecular function: oxidoreductase activity; FMN binding.
AUGAACGUUUACUACGAGGAACGAGCAAGUGCUGGACUUCUCAUCGCCGAGUCCUGUGCAAUCUCCGAACAGGGGUAUGGGUGGUGGGGUACCGCGGCUUUGUAUAACGACCAGCAGCAAGCCGCAUGGAAGCGGCUCUCGCACCCGUCCUUCAACGCCAAGCGCGAGGUUGUGUCGGCGUCCGCUACCCGACUGGAGAACAGCAUCACUCGCGACGCCAAUGGUAACCGCGUCGAGUUCGAGGCGGCGCGUGCUCUUGAACUGAACGAGAUCGCGGCGAUUGUAGAAGACUACCGCAAAUGUGCCGAGAGGGCCAAGACAGCCGGCUUCGACGGUGUCGAGAUACACGGCGCGAACGGAUACCUCGUUGACCAGUUCCUGCAGUCAAGCACUAACAAACGAACAGACCAUUACGGCGACUCGUAUGAAAACCGCUACCGCUUCCUCGACGAAAUCAUUGAGGCGGUGAAGACGGUGUACCCGGCGGACCGCAUUGGCGUUCGUGUGGCGCCGAACGGCGUGGGCGGCGGUAUGGGCAGCCACGACAACUACGAUAUGUUCAUGUAUGUGUUUAAGGAGCAGAGUGUGCACGGGCUGGCGUACUUGGCGCUGUUGGACGGCGAGUUCAUCGGUGUGACAGACAAGUCCACGUCGUUGACGGUGUUCGACGCUAAGAGGGUGUUCGGAGGCAGGGAUCGGACAAAUUAA